GAGCUAUGUAGAGACAACAAUGGUGUCUGGAAGCAACGAUGGCCAUGCACAUGGGUUCCUGGGUUCCUGUUCUUGUCAUUCUUGUGGGGCUGGCCUCCAUGAGUUUCCAGGAAUCAAGUGACUUCCCUAGGCCUACAGUCGGCUUCGUCAAUCCGCCCAGGUCAGAGACCAAGUUGACGGGCGACACGGUCAAGCUGCACUGCGAUGUGGUGGGCAACCCCACGCCGGAGAUCCAGUGGUGGUACUUGCAGGUGAACAGUAACGAUUCCUUCAAACAGCUGUUCGACGGCUCCCGCAAGCGCCGAGUGUCCAUCAACACGGCGUACGGCACCAAAGGAGUGAGCGUGCUGGGCAUUACGCAGCUCAAGAUUGAGGACUCGGGCACCUACGAGUGCCGCGCCAGCAAGCGUAACGAGUUCCAGCAGAACUCAGCCAUGACCUGGAUCCGGGCCCAGGCCACCAUCACUGUACAGGGUUCGUCUCAGUUCGACUCAUUUAGAACAGUUGAGCUAUGUCCUAGAAAGAGAUAUACGUUCGGGCCUCCUUCUUCCACCAGGUCCAACACUGAUUUAAUAUUUCGCGGUCGAAGUGGAAGGGAAAAGAAGAUUGCUCAGUGCAUCGGAGGUGUUUUGGCGGAUUUAGACCCUGCAUAUAGUAUAUAUGCAGGGUCGGGAUAUCAUACGUCAAAGUGCCGGGUGUACAUAGCAGAAGUAUCAAAGUUCUACGAAGGACAGUAUUAUUGGAAAAAUAAUUUGGUAAAGGAGACAUCUGGCCACACCCGGCUUUUUAUUAAAGAAUGCAAUGAGGAGAGAACAGUGACCUAUGGCAAGGAACUGGUGCUGAGUAUGCCAUGGGAGGCCGUAGCUUUGGAGUUUAAGCGCUCCUCAAGAUCCCCCAGCGUGGUCCUGUGGAGCAAGUUGAACGCGGGCUUAGAGAGAGGAGCCCGGGGCACGGUGAAGUACAACCAUUGGACAGCAGAGAGGAUGACUGGAGCUGACGAGGGCACGUACAGAUUCCUUGACACCAGAGAUUCUCCCAUCAGUGGCACCAAGGUCACUGUCGUAGAUAUAAAUAAACAAGUUGACAUAACUGAUGUCAAACCUGACUGGACAAAGGACGUCCCCAUCCCUUUGCUGGAGGCUGAGGUGACGUAUGAUGGGAUGGUCCUCUUCAAAGACGGCCUGGUGACUCCUGAGGCAUUCAAGGUCUUCGGGAACCGCAUACGACUCCAGGCUACUGACACAGGGUCAACAUUCAUCCUCAUGUCAGUGAGGACUAGUGACGCGGGACGCUACGCCUUCACUGACAGCAGUGGCACUCGGGCUAUGGCCUUGACUCUGAAGGAGGGAGAGCACACAGAAGAGACAGAGACAGAGACAGAGAGCAAGCCUGCUCAUGACCCGCACGGUAUAAUAUAUCCCCUCAGCAUAACGUUAGGGGUGCUGUUGGGGCUCACCUGCUGCUGCUGGACCUGCUAUAAGGUUAUGCCUGAUGACGACAAGCCAGAGCCGCCAGACGCAGAGGUCUUUCUCCAUGAGACUCUGGUGAUGCCUGGAACAACCCCCCCAUCGCAGCGUCGACCUACUGCACCCCCCUCAAUCAGCAUUGAGCCUCCCCCUUCCGAUCCAUGGGCAAACAGCCCACCGCCUUUCCACUCUAGUCGAUCUCCUUCAUAUAAUCCAGUGCCCCAGUCGCCAGUUUCUGAUGCUGCUCCCAGCUCAUAUCAGCCCCCUGCUCCCUACGUUCCAUAUCAGCCGACUGACUCUGAUGCUCCCAGCACAUAUGAACCGCCUGCUAGCUCAUUUGAUGUUCCUCCUCCCUACGUUCCAUAUCAGCCCCCAAGUGAACCAGCAGCAGCAGGAGGAGAAGGUGACAGCAGUGUCCCAACUGCCCCAACUGCCCCCUCUCUGGACAUUGAGUCCCAGUUCCAGCCGCGUGGCUGGGGAGGAGCCAUGGAUGAUUUCCUGUUCAGCUCGCCGCUCUGUAUGGACUCCAACACCCCAGAGGGCGCCACCUAUGCCUCAGACAAACUCAACUUCUAGGCACCAAUGUUAUGCUGCAUCAAAGAUUUGGGCAAGUGAAAAAUGAAUGGGUUUCAAUGGAGCUGCCUAAAAUAACCGAGUCAGCGUGCUGCAUUUAUGAAGCCAAAUCCAAACAUUAGCAGAAUUCUAACCAGUACAGGUCAAAAUCGUCAAUGAAUCGAUUUAGUCGAUUAAAACAUUAAGUGAUUGCAAGUUAAUUGCCACCUCAACUGGCAACUGGCUGUAGUGUGUGUGAAGAAUGUGGACAUUUCAAUCACCUUUGUAUUAAAUAAUAUGAAUAGAUUUAAUCUGUUUUUUUGGGGAGACGUUGAGAUUUGGGGGAAAAAAGACUACUUUUCAAUUAAUCGUAAGAUUGAUCGAUGAAGUCAAUCGACUAACAAUUAGUGAAUGAAUCAAUAAUUUGCAUUCCCUAGUUCAAAUCAGAUGAGAAAUGUGUCUUGGUAAAAACGCACAGUCAUGAUUUUCUCCUCGACUUCCUCAGUUGGAAAUAAUACAAAAACCAAAAGUGCAAUGUUUAAAUCCAUAGACUUUUUCCAUGAUGUAGCCAGUGGGUCGGUUCCAGGACUGCGAUGCUGCACCAGUCCAGGCAUCUACAUCUCCCGUUAGUGACAUACAGAGAGGACGGGUGGUGCUGGUUGUUUGUUUGUUUUCUUUCCUCAGGAACUUUUCAGGAAACUGAUCUUUGAUCUGCAUGGGAAACCUUGUGAAACACUGCUCUAGAUCAAUCACGAUCAUAUACUCAAAGGCAUUAUCUCACUUGAUAUGUCCUGCAAUGUACUUGGGAUGCUUUGUCGUGUUUACACACACACUUAGAGGCAUUAUCCUACUUAUACUGUAUGGCUUACUUACACUACCUUUUAAAGGUUUGGGGUCACGGUACUUUUUCCAGUUUUAUUCGUUAAAACUUGUUAUUUUUUCAAACACAUCAGCUGGAAGGUCUGUAGGAGGUGGCUCAGUCACUUAUCAGACAAUAUGGAAAAACUCCCCGCCCACUGACCAUUUCAGUGUUUUCUUAAAUACACAACGUUUCGGUAACCUGCAUUGUGUAUUAAAGAAACCAGCAAAAUGGCUAGUGUGCGGGAGUUAAAAUUUAAAUUUAGGGUACAAAAGGCGUCAAUAGAUGUCAUUGGUACAACGUUAUCCAGUUUAGAUAUCGUCAGCAUUCCAAACCAAGCCUCUAUUCGCUUCUAACUUAGUCGCACGCUUGACAGAAAGAAUUAUGGUGGGGGAAAGUGUUGUGACCCUUAACUUUUAUAUGCUUACCUUACCUCUCUACAGUCUCCCUUUCAACUCAGAAUCCACAAGUGCCUCAGGAAGCUUGAGCACUCAACCGCAGUUUCCUUCUGAAAUAUCAUCAGGUCUACCUGCUGUCACUUAUGAAGGCCCUUCUUUUCCACAAGCCUUAAACGAACAGCCCAUCGUACUUCCAUAUCAAAAUGAUUUUUCUCUGAAUUAAGAAGAGCAGAUCAGUAUCUCUUUCAUCUGCUCCCUGUCAAUCAGACGCCUUGUUACUCCUGUUGGCAUGUCGCUAGGCUCAGCCUGGCUGCUGGUAUUUGUCGAGGCAGAAGUUAAAUGUCACCAAACUUUUCUACGUUUCCCCACACACACUUAUAGGACCAAUUAAAAUAUGUAUUUUAGUUACAGAAAAUGAAAUGUGGCAAUUUACUAUGGUAUACUAAACUUGAUGAAAAGAAUGAUCGUCACACACUCAGAACUUCAUGCAGUUAAAUUUAAUUUAAGACCAGCGUUUCGGCUUACGCCUUCACCAGAGUCCUCUUACACACAAACAGCACCUCACACGGUGUGCAUUUACUAAAAAACGAAGAAAGAUUUACUCUGGUAUAAAAAAGUCAACAGGAAGAAAACAACAGGAGUGAAUGUAUGAAUGGAAGUAUAGUGGACUAUUUCUUUAAUAUUCUUCACUAUUCUUUACGGUUGAAUUUGCAUUACAAAGCCGGUCAUGCAUGUGUGUAUCCACCUUCUUCCUGUCUCCCAUGACACUAUGCGGGAAAAGGGGUGAUAGUUAUGUCGGAUUAUGACUCAAACAAGGACCGUCUUUCACCAGUGUAUGAUUGUGUAGCUCUAAAGCCCCCUGGUGGAGCUACACACGCACACACGGUCUGGGAUUCUGCAGGAAUGUUCCGUACGUCUCCAGCCAGAAAAUUGAUGGAGCAUUUAUUGCUUCACCAUCAAUGGCAGCUUGCAUUGAGGAGACACAGGAAGGAUUAUAGACUACACAUACUGUAUAUUGAGUCUUUGGAGAUGAACAGGAAAAAGUUUUUGAAGGAAUUUGUUGGUGGCGAGGACCGGCAGAAUGAUUGAUAAAGCCAUGCAUUCUGAAGGCGGAGCCAACGCGUGCUCUCCCAGACCUAGUAGUGGAGCUCAUGAAGCUGUACAGAACCACACAGGUCGAGCAAGUGCCAAGGAAGGCCAUCAUAUGACUACUUGAAAAAGGACUGCCGUCAAAUACUUAUGGAUUGGGAGGACAAUAUACUAUGGAAUAAAUGGCCUCGGAUAACAUUUGACUCAUAAACACAGUUUGGUUGAAUUAUUUGCCCAGCUACAAAGGGAUCAACUUGUUCCCGAAUUUGGUAAUAACAAUAAAGCCAGGACGAUUGAAUAACUGGUGUUUCACACAUUUUUUUAUGAAGUUGCUGCUUAGGUAACCCAUUUGUUUACAUGGGUCUUCAGCUAAACCAAAAAUUGUACCCCUUUUCUGAUAGCAUCGGGAUGUUGAAUAUCAACAACAAGAAUAAGGUGGAUAUGUUGGUGUGUAACUAACCCUGUUUGUGUGUGAAACUAACCCCUUGCAUCUGCACUUGUUGUUCUGUAUAUUUUCUGUGCACUUAAUAUCUGAUAGUGAU
Engraulis encrasicolus (European anchovy) is the source of this 4906-nucleotide messenger RNA. RefSeq lists its product as uncharacterized. The record is from RefSeq and is a predicted model, not a curated record. Gene Ontology annotation, biological process: cell-cell adhesion. Lineage: Eukaryota; Metazoa; Chordata; Actinopteri; Clupeiformes; Engraulidae. Gene Ontology annotation, cellular component: cell-cell junction; plasma membrane. Gene Ontology annotation, molecular function: cell adhesion molecule binding. The coding region runs from base 39 to 2042 and encodes 667 amino acids. The transcript is spliced from 15 exons.